AUGGCUAUGACGAUGGGGGAUCCAACAGGAACUGCCAAGUCCGAUUCACGACGGCAGAUCCAGAUUGACAGCUUUCCAAGGCUAUCUGAGUUUGGUCUGAUUGGCACUUGGUGGGCGAAUGGUGAUAGGAUGCCCUUUUCACCGCCGAGUGCCCUCCCAUUCAUCCACCGAAUCUUUUCCGUCAAAUCCCAGGCUGCCGAUAUGGAGCAAGCCCUAUCUGAGCACUCUUCCAAAUGCUGA
Paracoccidioides lutzii Pb01 is the source of this 240-nucleotide messenger RNA. RefSeq lists its product as hypothetical. The record is from RefSeq and is a predicted model, not a curated record. The coding region runs from base 1 to 240 and encodes 79 amino acids. The transcript is spliced from 2 exons.